Trichosurus vulpecula (common brushtail) is the source of this 2856-nucleotide messenger RNA. It is a transcript of the gene FGD4, whose product is annotated as FYVE, RhoGEF and PH domain containing 4. Gene Ontology annotation, molecular function: metal ion binding; guanyl-nucleotide exchange factor activity. Lineage: Eukaryota; Metazoa; Chordata; Mammalia; Diprotodontia; Phalangeridae. Bases 85 to 2754 code for a protein of 889 amino acids. The record is from RefSeq and is a predicted model, not a curated record. Gene Ontology annotation, biological process: cytoskeleton organization; filopodium assembly. The transcript is spliced from 17 exons. Gene Ontology annotation, cellular component: cytoplasm.
AAGGGCAGCAUGUAGCGAGAGACUAGGGUAGGGACGCAGCAGAGAAGAAACAAGGAAAGGAGAGCAAAUCCAAACGGGAGUAAGAUGAGCGCGGAAGGCAGCAGUAACUUCAGACGGAUGGCAUUUCGGCGGAAGUCCAACCAGUCCUGCCUCCUGGCCGGGACUCCCCGCCCCUGGAGCCCCCCUAGUGCCCAGUCAAGGCAGCCUGACUCGGUUGCCUGCGAAAACGUGCCCGAGGACGCAACAGCCAGCAGUUCCUGUCCAAGGAUCAUUAUAGUUUCAUCACCUUGCCCAUCCAGCAAGACAGACAUACCAGUUAAUCAGAAUGUAUGUGAUGAGGCUCAGGGAAUAAAUGGAAAAGCACCAAUCAAAGUGUUCCCAUAUUCAGCUGCAAGUCCAAAGCCACAAGUGCCUCCAAAACCAUUACAUCUGCAGAACUCACCUUCAUCCAAUAAAUACCAGACACCCAAGCAUAAAUCUAUACCUAGUAUAAAACCAAGGAUGGAGGAAGUUAAGCCUGCCCCUGCUUCUUUUAUCUCAAAAGAAAAACCCAGUAAGGUAUCAGAUCUCAUCAGUCACUUUGAAGGAGGCAGCACAUCAUCCAUUUCUACUGAUUUGAAGAAAGAACCUUCUGUUAGUCAAACUGUUUCUAGAGCUCAAGGAAGACAUGGGUUGACAACAGCCCUUCAGCCCAAACUCCUAUCUCAACAUCCACUACAGAAACUGGAAACCGAUGCAGACCAAACUCAGGAUGUACAGAAACACACAGCCAAUGGUGUGAUUGGAGCACAAAAACAGAUGGAAUGUGAAGACAAUAAAUUCCCCACUGUCAGACCCGAUGCUGCUAAUCAGACUUUGGAACCAGCAUCCUCUUUACCCAAAACAAAUAUCCGCAGAGAAAGUACUGUAAAUAGUUGUUGCAGGACUUCAAGUAGGAACCCCUUGCUUUUGUUGGAAGAAGAACAUAUAGAAAUGAAAGCCACUCUGGAAGAGAAAAAAGAUGAAGAAAUCUCACUUGAACUUGAGAAGCAGAAUCAAUCCAUAGAAACCAAGGAGACAGAUGAGCAGAAACUUCACAAAAUUGCCACUGAACUCUUGCUUACAGAAAGAGCCUAUGUUAAUCGACUUGACCUUUUAGACAAGGUAUUUUAUUGCAAACUAUUGGAAGAAGCUAAUCGAGGCUCAUUUCCAGCAGAGAUGGUGAACAAGAUAUUUUCUAAUAUUUCAUCAAUAAAUGCAUUCCACAGUAAAUUCCUUUUGCCUGAGCUGGAGAAACGAAUGCAGGAAUGGGAAACAACUCCUAGAAUUGGAGACAUCCUACAGAAGUUGGCUCCUUUCCUCAAAAUGUAUGGAGAAUAUGUGAAAGGCUUUGAUAAUGCAAUGGAAUUAGUUAAAACCAUGACUGAACGCAUAGCUCAAUUUAAAUCGGUGAUUGAAGAAAUUCAGAAACAAAAGAUCUGUGGGAAUUUAACACUGCAGCAUCACAUGCUAGAGCCUGUGCAGCGAAUACCUCGAUAUGAGAUGCUCCUUAAAGACUAUCUAAGGAAAUUGCCUCCUGAUUCCUUAGACUGGAAUGAUGCUAAAAAAUCGCUAGAAAUUAUCUCUACUGCAGCAAGUCAUUCCAAUAGUGCAAUACGGAAAAUGGAGAAUCUUAAAAAGCUGUUAGAGGUUUAUGAGAUGUUGGGAGAAGAGGAAGACAUUGUUAAUCCCUCAAAUGAGCUCAUACGUGAAGGACAAAUCCUUAAGCUUGCUGCUCGAAACACAUCAGCUCAAGAACGUUAUCUUUUCCUUUUUAACAACAUGUUGCUGUACUGUGUACCAAAAUUCAGCUUGGUGGGAUCUAAAUACUCAGUUCGAACUAGAGUUGGUAUUGAUGGGAUGAAAAUUGUAGAAACACACAAUGAAGAAUAUCCACACACAUUUCAGGUUUCUGGAAAAGAACGAACACUGGAAUUACAGGCCAGUUCUGAGCAAGACAAAGAGGAAUGGAUCAAGGCACUUCAAAACACUAUUGAAGCUUUCCAUCAAAGGCAUGAAACUUUUAGAAAUGCUAUAGCAAAAGAUAAUGAUAUGCACUUGGAGGUUUCCACUGCUGAACUUGGGAAAAGGGCCCCAAGAUGGAUUCGAGACAAUGAAGUAACAAUGUGUAUGAAAUGCAAAGAAUCUUUUAAUGCACUGACAAGGAGGAGACAUCAUUGCCGAGCAUGUGGACAUGUGGUCUGUUGGAAAUGUUCUGACUAUAAAGCUCAACUUGAAUAUGAUGGUGGUAAAUGGAGCAAGGUUUGUAAAGACUGCUAUCAAAUAAUAACUGGAUGCACAGACAGUGAAGAAAAGAAAAGGAGGGGAAUCUUAGAGAUUGAAUCAGCAGAGGUUUCUGGAAAUAGUGUAAUAUGCAGCUUUCUUCAGUAUAUGGAAAAGUCCAAGCCCUGGCAAAAAGCUUGGUGUGUGAUCCCUAAACAAGAAGCUCUUGUACUCUACAUGUAUGGUGCCCCACAGGAUGUCAGAGCUCAAGCAACCAUUCCACUCCUAGGAUACACAGUGGAUGACACACCAGGGAGUGCUGAUCCUCCUCACAGUUUCAAACUGACCCAGUCUAAGUCUGUGCACAGCUUUUCUGCAGAUAGUGAGGAACUGAAACAGAAAUGGUUGAAAAUCAUCCACUUAGCUGUCAAAGGUGAGACGCCAGAGUAUCCAAAUGAACUACAAGUGACAGUAAAUGAUCAUCCUGGACUAAAAAGAAAGCCAGAGUGCUGAGUUACAGUUGUCCUAUUGUUGUGGGUGUAAGGGGAAGGUGGGGUGAAGCUAUGCGAUGAAGCAAAUGAAGGAAAAAAAACCCCAGAAAAUAAGACAUUCCCA